AUGCCCGCGUUCACCGCCGACGACAUCCCUGAUCUUUGCGAUCAGGUGAUUAUUGUGACUGGAGGAAACGUUGGUCUUGGGUUCGAGACGAUACGGCAGCUCAGCAAACACAACCCAGCUCGAAUCUACCUUGCAGCCAGAUCCCGAGACAAAGCCGAAAAGGCUAUCCAAGACCUCCAACAGCAGAACUCUGAGACAACAAACAUCACUUUUCUCGAACUUGACCUAGCAUCUUUUGAUAGUGUCAAGGCUGCCGCGGCCGAUUUCCUUCGAAAAGAGUCUAGGUUGGAUAUACUCGUCAACAACGCUGGUAUCAUGAUGAACCCCGAGGGCCUAUCAAAGGAAGGAUAUGAGAUCCAGUUUGGAACGAACGUGAUGGGUCCGGCGCUCUUUACCCAGCUUCUGCUACCGGUCAUACGGGCAACGGCCAAGACAAACCGCGAGACACGUGUCGUAGAUGUCGUUCGGGGCUCGGGCAUGAGCAGCUGA
Molecule: messenger RNA, 489 nt
Organism: Colletotrichum fioriniae
Lineage: Eukaryota; Fungi; Ascomycota; Sordariomycetes; Glomerellales; Glomerellaceae
Source: RefSeq, a predicted model, not a curated record